Marmota flaviventris (yellow-bellied marmot) is the source of this 396-nucleotide messenger RNA. RefSeq names its product osteocrin (gene Ostn). NCBI's taxonomy places the organism in Eukaryota, Metazoa, Chordata, Mammalia, Rodentia, Sciuridae. Gene Ontology annotation, molecular function: signaling receptor binding. Gene Ontology annotation, biological process: hormone-mediated signaling pathway. The record is from RefSeq and is a predicted model, not a curated record.
AUGCUGGACUGGAGACUGGCAAGUGCACAUUUCAUCCUGGCUGUGUCUUUGAUAUUGUGGAGCUCAGGAAAAGUGCUCUCAGUGGAUGCAGCAACAGAGGCCUUUGAUUCUGGAGUCACAGAUUUGCAGUCACCACCCACAGUCCGAGAAGAGAAGUCAGCCACUGACCUGGCUGCAAAACUCUUGCUCCUUGAUGAGCUGGUAUCUUUGGAGAACGACGUGACAGAGACAAAGAAGAAAAGGAGCUUUUCUGGCUUUGGGUCUCCCCUAGACAGGCUCUCAGCGGGCUCUGCAGAUAAAGUUAAACAGAGGAAAGUAGUAGCUCAUCCAAAAAGACGAUUUGGCAUCCCCGUGGAUCGGAUUGGUAGAAACCGGCUUUCAAAUUCUAGAGGCUAA